AUGGCGGAUUACAAGGCUACCACCACAACCACCAGCGUCACCGCCACCGCCUCCCACCAGCACCACAAUGGACGGUGCCACAAAUUGCCUCUUGGGCUGGCCUCUGAAAGGCUGAGGCAGCUGAAGAUGAGAAUUAGUAGCGGUGGAAAUCCCAAUUAUGUAGAUGAAAUGGGAGAGGAUUUUGAGAUUCAUUAUCAGGAGCCGUCGGAGAGCUAUUUUGGAGAUGGAAUCCCCAUCCUAAAUCUCGGUGUUGAAAUAGAAAAAAGAGGGAUAAAUCCCAGUGGUAAGGUGACUGCAGCAGCAAAGCAGCUGGAGAAAGAGAGUGAGUACAAGCAAAGCCAAGAGUAA
Molecule: messenger RNA, 348 nt
Organism: Fraxinus pennsylvanica
Lineage: Eukaryota; Viridiplantae; Streptophyta; Magnoliopsida; Lamiales; Oleaceae
Source: the annotation of a GenBank genome assembly